AUGGCGGUUGCGCCAGCUCAGCCAGGAACGGGCGCAAGCCCUCUCGGUGCACCAGACCCCACAAAACUCCAGAGGGUGAGGGAAGUCUUUGCGCAGCCGGUGCUUGCUUCCUUCGUAGCUGGAGGUGUUGCCGGCGCCGUUUCCCGAACGGUUGUCUCGCCUCUCGAACGUCUCAAGAUCCUCUUCCAAGUCCAAAGCGUUGGUCGCGAAGAAUACAAGAUGUCAGUACCGAAGGCACUGGCGAAGAUGUGGAGGGAGGAGGGCUGGAGAGGAUUCAUGGCUGGCAAUGGAACCAACUGCAUACGAAUCGUGCCCUACUCUGCGGUGCAGUUUAGUGCGUACAAUGUCUACAAAAGGUUCUUCGAAAGCGAACCAGGCGCUCCCCUAGGCGCAUACCAACGGCUACUCUGUGGUGGUCUCGCUGGUGUUACCUCGGUAUCCUUCACAUAUCCACUCGACAUCGUUCGCACACGAUUAUCGAUCCAAUCCGCAUCCUUCUCGAGCCUCCAAAGAGAAGAGGGCAAGAAGCUGCCCGGUAUGUGGACGCUUUUGACCAACAUGUACAAGACUGAAGGAGGUCUCCCUGCACUGUACCGCGGUAUCAUCCCGACCGUGGCAGGCGUUGCGCCAUACGUAGGUCUGAAUUUCAUGGUCUACGAGAUCGCACGUACCCAAUUCACUCACGAGGGCGAUAAAGACCCUGGCGCGCUCGGCAAGCUGGGAGCAGGUGCUGUCUCUGGCGCCGUAGCACAAACCAUCACAUAUCCCUUCGACGUCCUGAGACGAAGAUUCCAGAUCAACACCAUGAGCGGCAUGGGAUACAAGUACGCAGGCAUCGGCGAUGCGAUAAAGCAGAUCGUCAUGACAGAAGGUAUCAAAGGGCUGUACAAGGGCAUCGUGCCAAAUCUGCUCAAGGUGGCACCCAGCAUGGCGAGUAGCUGGCUCAGCUUCGAGAUGACAAGAGACAUGCUCAUGGGCAGCUGGAAUUCUGGGUUCUUAUAG
This is a messenger RNA of Ascochyta rabiei, 1002 nucleotides long. RefSeq lists its product as uncharacterized. NCBI's taxonomy places the organism in Eukaryota, Fungi, Ascomycota, Dothideomycetes, Pleosporales, Didymellaceae. Gene Ontology annotation, biological process: transmembrane transport. The coding region runs from base 1 to 1002 and encodes 333 amino acids. The transcript is spliced from 3 exons. The record is from RefSeq and is a predicted model, not a curated record.